Impatiens glandulifera is the source of this 1371-nucleotide messenger RNA. RefSeq names its product receptor-like protein 7. The transcript has a single exon. The coding region runs from base 1 to 1371 and encodes 456 amino acids. Gene Ontology annotation, molecular function: protein binding. NCBI's taxonomy places the organism in Eukaryota, Viridiplantae, Streptophyta, Magnoliopsida, Ericales, Balsaminaceae. The record is from RefSeq and is a predicted model, not a curated record.
AUGAGAACUUCAUUUCUUCCAUGGCUGGUCAUACUCUGCAUUCUCUGCAAUUGGCCAACAUCCACGUACAGCCAAUGUUUAAGAGACCAGGAAACAUUAUUGUUGCAGCUGAAGACUGAGCUUUCUUCUUUUAUCGGAACAAAGAUGAUGAGUUGGACUCCAACCAAAGAUUGUUGCCGAUGGGAAGGUGUUGUUUGUGAUCGAGCUGGUCAUGUCAUAGUUCUUGAUCUAAGUAAUGAAAGGCUUACUGACGGAUUCAACGAGUUUAGUAGCCUGUUCGAUCUCAAUUUCUUGCAAAGCUUAAAUUUAGCUUACAACUUCUUUAGCUAUUUGGCUAUUCCAUCUAGGAUUGGUGAUCUAACCACUCUGGAAUAUCUAAAUCUGUCAUCUUCCGGGUUCGCUGGUCAAAUUCCAAUCGAAUUAUCGCGAUUGACAAGGUUGGUUGUUCUCGAUCUUUCUUCCCAUUACAUAUUCGAACAAGUACCCUCAUUAAAUCUGGAUGAUCCCAAUUUGAUGAUGCUCGUUAGGAAUCUGACUGCUCUUACAAAACUCAAUCUUGAUGGUGUGAAUAUCUCAGCCACAGGAAAUGAGUGGGGGCAGGCCAUUUCCUCCUCGUUGCCUAAUCUGGAAGUAUUAAGCAUGCCCAAUUGUUACCUCUCCGGACCGAUUGAUCCUUCUCUAAUGAAUCUAAAGUUCCUAUCCAUUAUCAGGCUGGAUCAGAAUAACCUGUCAUCUCCUGUUCCAGAUUUCUUUGCAAAUUUCAGGAAUUUAAGGGUUCUGCGUCUAAGUUCUUGUAACUUGAAUGGGAUAUUUCCAGAACAGAUUCUUAACAUUCCAACUCUACAAAUUCUGGACUUAUCGAUCAACGAAAAGCUUCAUGGGUCAUUACCUACAACUAUUGGAUCUCUGAAUUCUCUCUAUGUUCUCAACUUAUCUCAUAACACCCUGACUGGUCCGAUACCAUCAUCAAUAGGAAAUUUGACACAGCUUCGUUCACUUGAUCUAUCAUACAACAAACUCAAUGGGAAUGUACCAUUACAGCUUGUGAAUCUUACUCAGCUUUCAUUCCUAAACCUGUCAUACAACAAACUUACAGGAAUGAUCCCUUGGGGAAGACAAUUCGCAACAUUCACAGAAACUUCCUUCUUGGGAAACCCACAAUUAUGUGGACCUGUCCUUAAUAGAAGCUGUUAUACUCCAUCACCGAUUUCCCCUAUCACUCUAGAACUAUGCAUAAGUAUGAUAGUGGGUUUUUUUGUGGGCUUGAGUGCAUUUGUUUGGCCCCUCUUAUAUAGUAAAAGUUGGAACAAGACAUACUACAGCUAUGUUGAUAAAAUAGUUUUGAGGAUUCUUCAUUGGGGAGGCAGAUGA